AUGGCUAAUAAAGACUUACAAUUAUUUAAGAAAGAUACAGAGAAAGGUAAGGAUGUUCAACGACAGGAAACAAUAAGGAAAACUAGGGAAGAGUUGAAUAAAAUCGUUGCUAAGAAACUUCAUGGUGAGAAGGUUACCACAUUAUCCUCUUCUUCCACCAAUAAUGAUACUACAUAUGUGAGAUAUACUUCUGCACAAGUGGCUAAUAUAAGUGCAAUUGAAGGCAAUGUUCCAAAACAAAGGAUAAUAAAAAUCAAGGAUGAAAAAGUAGAUCCCAUGUUAACACCUUCGUUUAAAAUUCGGAAAGCCCCCAGCGGUCCGCCAACAGAUAGUAUUGUUCCAGUUUUACAUGAUGAGUUGAACACAGAAAAAAUAACUAAAGCUGAUCAAAAGAAAUGGCAGAUUGCUCCGGCAGUUUCUAAUUGGAAAAAUACGAAGGGAUUUAUUAUAGGAAUUGAAAACAGACUAAAAAAUUCGGGCGAUGUCAACGAAUUGAGUGAAGAAGAUAAAGAGAGAAGCAUUGCAAAAUUUAGUGCCCUGAGUAACGCCUUGAAGAGUGCCGAGCAAAAAGCCAAACAGGAUAUCAAUGCAAGAGCAAGCUGGAGAAAACGUAAGGAGGCCGAAGAGGACCACGAGGCCCAGGAGAGAUUAAACAGGCUAGCAGAAGAGGCUAGGAAAGCUAGGGCCAGCUCAGCAGACAGAGUAGAACCAACAAAUGAGCGAGAUAACAUACAUGUUUCCAAGCACGAAAGACGUAUGGAGAGGAGAAGAAGAGCAGAAGAAGAACUCAAGAGAGAUAGACUGAGUACAAAGCAAAAGGUUAGAAAGCUUGCGGAAGAACAAGGUAGAGAUGUCAGCGAGCGUGUUGUACUAGGUGUUUCCGAGGCCAUUAAAAAGAAGCAAAAAGAAAGUGUUUACGAUGCAGAUCUUUACCUAAAGUCGAACACAAGGUCUAACAAUGGUGACGAGAUUGCUUAUGACUCACCCUUGUUUAACCAAGAUGCGGUAUUGAACGAUAUCUACAGAUCCAGAAAUUUAUCAGGCUAUAGAGGCCUAGGUAGUAAAGACCAGGAGGAUUCUGGCUCAACUUCUGUUGCUUUUGUAAAAGAUUCAGAGAAGCAAAAAUAG
Messenger RNA from Pichia kudriavzevii, 1128 nucleotides. RefSeq lists its product as uncharacterized. The coding region runs from base 1 to 1128 and encodes 375 amino acids. Gene Ontology annotation, biological process: mRNA splicing, via spliceosome. Gene Ontology annotation, cellular component: spliceosomal complex. The transcript has a single exon. NCBI's taxonomy places the organism in Eukaryota, Fungi, Ascomycota, Pichiomycetes, Pichiales, Pichiaceae. The record is from RefSeq and is a predicted model, not a curated record.